CCCCACUAGAAAAGCACCGCGGUUCAACGCUGCCCGGCAGUUCCGCUCUUCCUCUUCUAUCGCCAUGGCUGCCGCUACAGCUGGCCCAGCUCCGGAGCCGCUGCGUCAGGGCCCGUUUUGCGGUCAGCCUCCCUCCGAGCCGUCCCCGGAGCCCCCGCUGCCUCCUCGCUCCCCGUGGUGCCCGCCGUCCCCGGAGCUGGGCCGCCUCCUGCGCUCCCUCAGCGCUCCGAGCGGCCGCUCCGUGCCCCCCCCUCCCGGUUUCUCUCCUCGGCUCCGCGGGGCUCCUCCCGGCCUGACCCGCCCGCAGCCCUCCGACACCGCAUUGUUGGCUUUGGCGGCGCUGACUUUGGGCACGGAUCCGCCCGGGACCGUCCCGGUGCCGUUCCCGUCUCGCAGAUCGGCUCAGCUCUCCUCUCUCGGCCUGGCGCUUCUGUCUCCGACGUCGAACGAAUCGUCCCAGCUGUCACCGUCGCUUUCCCCUCCUCAAUCUCCGUUCGGCUUCUCCUUGUCACCGCCCUCCUCGCCGCCGUCCCCGCUCUACAAGACCGAACUGUGCCGCCCUUUUACCGCUACCGGCCGUUGCCGCUAUGGUGCCCGCUGUCAGUUUGCCCACGGCCCCGAGGAGCUGCGGGGGCUCCGCCGCCACCCCAAGUACCGCACGCAGCCGUGCAGCACCUUCCAGCGCUGCGGGACGUGCCCGUAUGGCUCCCGCUGCCACUUCCUGCAUGGCCCCGCACCGGCGGAGGGUAACACGGGCAGCCCGGGCAGCCCCCACCGCCUCCCAGUGUUUGACCGUAUCUCAGUGUCGGAAUGAGGGGUGUGGUGAUGGUCCCUCCCCAGAGAAAGGGAACCCUCCUUCCUUCCUCCCCCCUCCGCCAGGAACUUUGGGCUGAAGGAGGCGGAGUUGUCAGAUGUAGCAUCCCUGGGGCGGGG
Molecule: messenger RNA, 933 nt
Organism: Lagopus leucura (white-tailed ptarmigan)
Lineage: Eukaryota; Metazoa; Chordata; Aves; Galliformes; Phasianidae
Product: mRNA decay activator protein ZFP36-like
Exons: 2
Coding region: 65-814 (249 amino acids)
Molecular function (GO): metal ion binding; mRNA binding
Source: RefSeq, a predicted model, not a curated record